This is a messenger RNA of Penicillium olsonii, 2295 nucleotides long. The record is from the annotation of a GenBank genome assembly. Lineage: Eukaryota; Fungi; Ascomycota; Eurotiomycetes; Eurotiales; Aspergillaceae.
AUGUUCCUUACCAGCGCGCGUGUAGCACAGCAGGUGCCUCGCACCGCCUCUAACCCCCCGGCCGCAGCGCCGCCCGUGAAGAAGGAUCUCGCCCCGCAGAUCUCCCCGCUAGAAAAGAGGCUCCAAGACCUAGGGGCGAUCCGUGGCGAUGGCAGUGACAAGUUUUUUGGCAUGGAGAACUACGGGAACACUUGUUACUGCAAUUCCAUCCUCCAAUGUCUCUACUACUCGGUCCCCUUCCGCGAAGCCGUCAUCAACUACCCGCAACGAACGCCACUCGACAGUUUGGAGGCUGCUCUCGCAACCAACCUGAAAUACCAGAACCCCACGGCAUAUCUCGAAGCCGAGGCCUUAGCCGCCAAGCAGAAAGCCUCGUCGCCACCCUCGGCGCGCCAGGCCGGCGCACCCCCGAAUCAACCACAAAAGCCCGAAGAUAAGGACUCCGCCGAAUACAAGAAGAAGGUUGCGCUACAGACGCUUCCAAUUCUGGAAACGAAAAACAAUGCGGCCAGUUACGGAAUGUCGGAGUCGCUCUUCACCUCGCUCAAGGAUAUCUUCGAGUCGGUGGUAGCCAGCCACGAGCGCAUCGGCGUGGUCCGUCCACAACAGUUCCUAGAUGUCCUUCGGCGAGAAAACGAGAUGUUCCGAUCUGCCAUGCAUCAGGAUGCGCACGAGUUCCUGAACCUACUGCUGAACGAGGUGGUCGCCAACGUGGAGACAGAAGCUACAAAGCAAGCGUUCGCGGAGAAGGCUUUGCCACCAACGGAGAGUGAGGACUCCCUGGGGAUGCUGGCAUCCACAGGCUCAAAGUCACCGAACACCACCAGGUGGGUCCACGAAUUGUUCGAGGGAACUUUAACCUCCGAGACAAAGUGUCUCACUUGCGAGAAGGUUUCACAAAGAGAUGAGGUGUUCUUGGAUCUGUCGGUAGAUCUCGAACAACACUCAUCUGUGACAUCAUGUCUCAGAAAGUUCUCAGCAGAAGAGAUGCUUUGCGAGCGAAACAAAUUUCACUGUGACAAUUGCGGCGGCCUUCAAGAAGCAGAGAAGCGUAUGAAGAUCAAAAGAUUGCCCCGAGUGCUAGCGCUGCACCUAAAGCGGUUUAAGUACACCGAAGACUUGCAGCGUUUGCAGAAACUCUUCCACCGUGUCGUUUACCCCUACCACCUUCGCCUAUUCAACACAACGGAUGAUGCCGAAGACCCAGAUCGACUUUAUGAACUGUAUGCGGUGGUGGUUCACAUUGGCGGAGGUCCCUACCACGGACAUUAUGUUGCUAUUAUCAAGACCGAAGACCGCGGCUGGCUGCUGUUCGACGACGAGCUUGUUGAGCCGGUCGACAAAAACUAUGUCCGCAACUUCUUCGGAGAUCGUCCUGGCUUGGCCUGCGCCUAUGUUCUGUUCUAUCAAGAGACCACCCUCGAUGCUGUGAUGCGGGAGCAAGCUCAAGAAGAUCAGGCCUCCAUGAGUGCAGCUUCUGAAGCAGGCGAUGCCACAAAGCAAAAUGGCUUCCCACACUCAACCCCGCUGGCCCAUGCACAAAGUGCGACUCAGCUUUCUUCCGAAGACACCCCUCGCCAUACACCCCUCAGCCGCAUUCCCACGGCACCUCCACUCUCAACAUACCCCGAAGAAGCCUCGGAGCCGAUGUCACCCUUGCCAAUCUCCCCGCAGCCUGUUCAACCCGUCCAACCACCUCUCCCGCCGAUUCCUGAUGAACCGACCCCUCCACUGACUCCAAAGAAGAGUGACCACCAGUUGCGCAAGGAAAAGCGCGCACAAGAGAAAGAAAAGGAGAAGAACGAGAAGACUCGCCAGAAAGAGCAAGAACAGCAGAAUAGAGAAAGACAGCGACGCGAAGCCGAGGACUUGAGAAAGGCUAUUGAGGCUAGCAGAGCCGAUGCAAAUGAUGUCGGCGGCGAGAAUGGAUCUCCCAGGAAAUCCACAAGCUUCGGUUUCCUGAAGCGAGGUAGUCGCAGUCUCAGCCAUCGACUGAGCAAAGACAGAGAGCCUCGGGUCUCAACAUCCGAUCUCUCUACCUCACCACUUCUGCCCGCGUCCGUCCCGGAAGCGUCCAAAGAAGCGCCCGCAGAGGCCGAAGCAGCCCUACCCAAGCCUAUCAAAUCAGUCCCAAUGUCUUCGCCUGUUCAAUCCCCCCUCUCUCCGAGAGAAUUCUCCCCAUUAUCCAAUCCCAAACAGCCAGUCCGGGGCGCCGAUCCCCUUGCCAAAGACCAGCACAACCACGACAAGCCUACCCAUCGGUGGCGAUCCUUCAGCUUCAAGAAAGUCUCUUGA